Anisakis simplex (herring worm) is the source of this 444-nucleotide messenger RNA. NCBI's taxonomy places the organism in Eukaryota, Metazoa, Nematoda, Chromadorea, Rhabditida, Anisakidae. The record is from the annotation of a GenBank genome assembly.
AUGCAAAUUUUGAAUGUUCAAAAUAAAAAUUCUUCGUAUUUCGUGGAAUGGAUUCCAAAUAACGUCAAAACUGCGGUGUGUGAUAUUCCUCCGCGUGGUCUCCGAUUGAGCGCCACAUUUCUGGGUAAUUCAACAGCCAUUCAAGAGAUUUUCAUUCGGAUUGCAGAACAGUUCGAAGCGAUGUUCCGACGACGCGCGUUUCUUCACUGGUACACUGGUGAGGGGAUGGACGAAAUGGAGUUCACUGAGGCAGAGAGCAAUAUGAACGAUUUAGUCUCUGAAUACCAGCAAUAUCAAGAUGCAACCGCGGACGACGAUGACGAUGCGGUGCAUUUUGUGGAUUCGGGUGAAGUGGCUGGUGACACGGAAGGUGAAGGUGAAGGAGACAUUGAGCCGCCCACUGACAGUGCUCCGGCUCAACAGCAGCAGCAGCAGNGAAGGUGA